CUACUGGGUGGCCCUCCAAAUUGUCUGCACGUCCACCAUGGUGAUUCGGUUCCAUGGAGAUCACACAUGGAUAUUUUCGAUUUUACGGUGAAUGGAUUUGAUGAUUGUUUUCACCUGGCUCACCUCGAUCAACGGAUACAUGCGUACAGGUGCAACAUUUUUAAGGUUACGGGCACGAAAAUGGCGUAGGUACCCACUCUUGGUACAUUUGACCAGUGGUACUGUUCGUGGUAGAUGCCAGGUGACGGUUGUGAGAGGUCGCUGAAAAAGUUUCAUUUUUUACGAUCUGUAUCCGUGGGUGUGAACGAAAGUUGUUCGAGAUUUUUUUACGGGCCAAAGAAUAGCCGUUUGAUGAGGAUUCGAUAAUUAUACCACGGUUAUUUGCGUCCAGAAGACAUGGAUAAGUAAUGGAGUGUGGUGACUUCGAUGCUGCGUUAAGAUGAAACCUCGAUUUUGAUAUUGGAAUUUCCCGAAGUUGGUAUUGCAGGGAUGUUGAAAACAUGAGUCUAAUGAAGAGAGGAAUGAUAUUCAUCACCUUCUUUGGGUCAUGCCUUGCCAUGGCCCUAACGAUUGUCAGCCUAGGAACAAAAUUUUGGAUAACAUCGAGAGCCAAACGGACAUCGAAUCCUUUGGAGAGCGAUGGAGUCAUCAAUUUUGGUCUUUUCGAUGGCAAGAAGGAACUGAACGUGGCUUAUGGAUGGAGAACAUACGAUGUGGAUGUUCUGCACCUAUUAAAAUAUGAGCCAGAGUUCAUGAGUUACGGAAUAUGGUUGGGCACCGUGGUAGCAGUUUGUGGCAGCCUGGUUUUCUCAGCACUAGCAGCAGUUUUUGCCAUAGUUACUGUGUCCAGAAGAUCAAAAUACACCAAGGGAUCGGUUAAGUUGUACCUUUGGAAUUUUUUGGCUUUGCUUGCUCAAAUUGCUGCAAUAAUUCUCUGGUUGGUACAGUUCUAUCUGAAACUUCAAUAUAAUGUUUUAUCAAGGGAAGAUAAAGAUAACAUGUGGUCUUCGGAUGGUAUGGCUGAGCUGGGAUACUCAUUUUGGUGUGUCACUGGAGCUGCAGCUGCAAUCUUAUGCAACAUUUUCAUUAUAUGCAUUGCUAACAGUGACGACGACAUUGAACAAGUGAUAUCAGUAGUUGAGGAGAAGACAAAUGGAGCUAUAAUGCUGUAUUGAUUUCACAUCAAUCGUUUGCUUUGAUGGUGAAAUUACGACUGAAAUUCUUUUUGUAUUUAUACCACUCCUUUAUACCUUAUUGACCUUAUUUAUUAUAAUUUUAAGUGAUCGAAUGAAAACUGUAAUAAUAAAAUAAUGAUAUUUGUGUA
This is a messenger RNA of Coccinella septempunctata (seven-spotted ladybird), 1324 nucleotides long. RefSeq names its product clarin-3. Lineage: Eukaryota; Metazoa; Arthropoda; Insecta; Coleoptera; Coccinellidae. Bases 501 to 1175 code for a protein of 224 amino acids. The record is from RefSeq and is a predicted model, not a curated record. The transcript has 5 exons.